UUUUUCACCACCACCACCACCAACUUUUAAUCACACAACAUGUCCGGCCGAGGAAAGGGUGGCAAGGGUCUCGGAAAGGGUGGUGCUAAGCGUCACCGCAAGAUCCUCCGUGACAACAUUCAGGGUAUCACCAAGCCCGCUAUUCGUCGUCUUGCCCGCCGAGGUGGUGUCAAGCGUAUCUCUGGUCUCAUCUACGAAGAGACCCGUGGUGUCCUCAAGAUCUUCCUUGAAAACGUCAUCCGCGACUCUGUGACAUACACUGAGCACGCCAAGCGCAAGACUGUGACAGCACUCGACGUCGUCUACGCCCUCAAGCGAUCAGGGCGAACCCUCUACGGUUUCGGCGCAUGAUCUCGUCCUGUCUUUUCUUCGCUUUCUCGUCCUGCAUUGCAUUGUUUUCUCCUCUUCACUAUCAUUAUUUCAUUGGGCAUUUGUAACAUCCUGGUGUAUUGUACAAUAUCUAAUCGCAUUCCCUGUACAUCAAUCUUCUCCCGUAUACUACGUGAGAGAUUCGAAGUCUGGUCAUUUGUCA
Messenger RNA from Coprinopsis cinerea okayama7#130, 532 nucleotides. RefSeq names its product histone H4. The record is from RefSeq and is a predicted model, not a curated record. Gene Ontology annotation, biological process: nucleosome assembly. The transcript has 3 exons. Bases 40 to 351 code for a protein of 103 amino acids. Gene Ontology annotation, cellular component: nucleosome. Lineage: Eukaryota; Fungi; Basidiomycota; Agaricomycetes; Agaricales; Psathyrellaceae. Gene Ontology annotation, molecular function: protein heterodimerization activity; DNA binding; structural constituent of chromatin.